AUGGACUGUAGCACCCCUGCAGCGGACAGCACUGUGGCUGUCCCACCUGGUGCCUCUCUACCUGAACCGUCACAGCAGCCUGACGCUGUCGGCCGCCUUGAAUCCGAGCAGGCUGUUGCUGUGACAUCCAGAGCCAGACCUGAUAUUGCUAGAUCUGCAGCGGCAUUCGCCAUCAGUGUCCGGGAACAGUGCCACUUGUCACAGAGAACUGUCAACAGCGUCAUCUCGGGGGUGCAACAGUACCAAGCUGCUCUCCUUGACACACUGAGGGAGAGAAUCAGAAGGAGAGGGAGGGGGGGAGUGGUUUGGUGGAGAGGGAGGGGGGAGUGGUUUGCUGGAGAGGGAGGGGAGGGGGAGUGGUUUGCUGGAGAGGGAGGGGAGGGGGGAGUGGUUUGGUGGAGGGGAGGGGGAGUGGUUUGCUGGAGAGGGAGGGGAGGGGGGAGUGGUUUGGUGGAGAGGGAGGGGAGGGGGGGUGGUUUGGUGGAGAGGGAGGGGGGGGGGGGAGUGGUUUGGUGGAGGGGAGGGGGGGGGUGGUUUGGUGGAGGGGGGGGGGAGUGGUUUGGUGGAGGGGGGGGGGGAAUGGUUUGGUGGAGGGGAGGGGGGGGGUGGUUUGGUGGAGGGGGGGGGAGUGGUUUGGUGGAGGGGGGGGGGGGUGGUUUGGUGGAGAGGGGGGGGGGGAUGGUUUGGUGGAGGGGAGGGGGGGGUGGUUUGGUGGAGGGGGGGGAGUGGUUUGGUGGAGGGGGGGGGGUGGUUUGGUGGAGGGGGGGGGGGGUGGUUUGGUGGAGGGGGGGGGAGUGGUUUGGUGGAGGGGGGGGGGAGUGGUUUGGUGGAGAGGGGGGGGGGGGUGGUUUGGUGGAGAGGGAGAGGGGGGGGGGAGUGGUUUGGUGGAGGGGAGGGGGGAGUGGUUUGGUGGAGAGGGGGGGGGGGGGGGAGUGGUUUGGUGGAGAGGAGGGGGGGGGGUGGUUUGGUGGAGGGGAGGGGGGGAGUGGUUUGGUGGAGAGGGGGGGGAGUGGUUUCGAGUUGGUGCUACGGCUAAGCUAA
Knipowitschia caucasica is the source of this 1041-nucleotide messenger RNA. The record is from the annotation of a GenBank genome assembly. NCBI's taxonomy places the organism in Eukaryota, Metazoa, Chordata, Actinopteri, Gobiiformes, Gobiidae.